AUGGCGGGCCUGGCUUUGCUGCUGCCGUGUAGAAAGGAAGACCCUCAGAGCGCUACCCGAGGCAGAGAGACACGAAGAAAGUGCAUCCUGAUCCAAGUGAUGGAAGACAACCCAAGUGGUCCCUCAUGGGCCUUCCAAAGGUCGAGUGGAACGGUUGCUAAGCAGAGCUCCCAAACCGCCUCUUGUUGUCAAGCUGACUUUCUAGCCCUGGGUAGUAAGGAGUUAAACGCAUUGCUGUUGGCACCCCAGACCCAGCCAAGACUCCGGGCCCCGCGGGCCGGCCGGGGAGGGAAGGGGACCCCCGGGCGGGGGGUGGAAGCAAGCCCUUUACCAGGCUCGGCUCAGCGUCUCUCGGCGUUUUGCAGUAACUGGGACGUGUGUGCAGACAUGGUGGGCACCUUCACAGACACCGAGGACCCCGCCAAGUUCAAGAUGAAAUACUGGGGCGUCGCCUCCUUCCUCCAGAAAGGAAACGAUGACCACUGGAUCAUCGACACGGACUACAACACGUACGCCGUGCAGUACUCCUGCCGCCUCCUGAACCUGGACGGCACCUGUGCUGACAGCUACUCCUUCGUGUUUUCCCGCGACCCCCACGGCCUGCCUCUCGACGUGCAGCGGGUGGUCAGGCAGCGGCAGGAGGAGCUGUGCCUGGCCAGGCAGUACCGGCUGAUCGUCCACAAUGGUUACUGCGAUGGCAAGUCAGAAGGGAACCUUUUGUAGCGACAUCAGAGACGCCAAGUUUCAUCUGGAAGAUUCUGAUUCGCUCUCACUCAGUCUUCAACUCUAUUUAUCUGUAAUCUGCCCUCUCUCCUCACCUUCUCUGAGUUCACAUAGACCCUUCAGUACACGCACAAAUCUACGGGGGAAUCCGUGACUCUGCGGUCAAAUGUCUAUCCUGAAGUUUCCUGAGGGAUCAUUUGAGGCUUAGGAUUCCAGAUUUUGAUUCAUUAAAAUAUAGCCAUCCCUCCCUA
This is a messenger RNA of Carlito syrichta (Philippine tarsier), 974 nucleotides long. RefSeq names its product retinol binding protein 4 (gene RBP4). NCBI's taxonomy places the organism in Eukaryota, Metazoa, Chordata, Mammalia, Primates, Tarsiidae. Gene Ontology annotation, molecular function: retinol binding; retinol transmembrane transporter activity. The coding region runs from base 1 to 723 and encodes 240 amino acids. The transcript is spliced from 5 exons. The record is from RefSeq and is a predicted model, not a curated record. Gene Ontology annotation, biological process: retinol transport.